AUAGUUGACACGGACUAAUAAAAUAAAAUUUUAACAACCUUUGAAAAAAAUCCCUCGGGAGUAUUGUAGCAUGUGUUUAUAAAUGGAUACUCGAGAUUUCAUUAUGCCAGUCGAUGACCAAAUCACACAACAGCACUUUGAUAAAUGCAGUCGAAUUUUCUGUGUGUUGUUAAUUAUUGUGAAAUAGUUAGAGUUUCAAUAUAAAUUUGGAUUGUUCUCAGUGAAUGCAGCGCCAUGCCUGGAGGAGAAAUAGCUGACGUCCUGUACGAGGAAAGUUCUUUGCAACUAAAUACCUUUUUGGACUUUCUGCCGUUUGAAGAUGAGCCUGCAGGAUAUUCGUGCAUUGAACCGUUGACCACAAAAAAGGAUUACGCAGUGAUCAAUGGAGAUGACAAAUUCCUUGAUAGCAUCAUUAAAAGUUUAUUGGACAGUCCGGAAAAAAGUUCGGAAAAUUCAAAUGAUAGUAUAUUAGAAUUCGAGAACUUUUUGGACAAUUCGCCAUUGGACAACCAAGCAAUGUCGGUUCUCGGGGUGGAUUUGGACUUGCAAAGUGACCCAUUCAGUGCUUCUUUCAACGACGCCUGUGACUUAGAUUUCCAGUUUUGCGAGCGAGCAAAUGAUUUGUUCAUAAACACUCCUUUGGAUUAUAACUUAGGGAUCGAUAAUCCGGCUACUGAUUACGAUACCCAAAACAUUGGCAAUAUGUUUCCCCAUAUGAACGAUGAAAAGAACAGACGAAGGCGAAAUUUGCUGUAUGAAAGUACCUGUUCACAAUUCAACGAUUCGAAGUCGAACGCCAAACGAGACGCUUUAUUUCUCAAGAAACGAGAUCAUGACUAUACGUAUAAAAUCAAAUCGGAUGAUGACAAAUAUUUCACAUGCCCGAUUUUGAACUGUGAAAAAAUAUACGCAAAAUCCUCGCAUCUCAAAGCUCACCUGAGGAGACAUUCAGGCGAAAAGCCUUUCGUAUGUAACUGGCAAAAUUGUACUUGGCGAUUUUCGAGAUCAGAUGAACUCGCCCGCCACAAGAGAUCUCACUCGGGCAUCAAACCGUACAAAUGCGAACUAUGCGAAAAGGCUUUUGCUAGAUCCGAUCACUUGGCAAAGCAUAGGAAAGUUCACAAGAAAAAAAUGGCCCAAAAUGGAAGCUACUACAUCAAAAAACGAACAAAAUUAUAGUUCGGUAAGCAAAGUAGCUGAUAAUUUAUUGUAGUGAUGUUCACUCUUCUUGAAUUUGUGAAUGGCUUUUUCGAAUAUGCGGACAUUCCAUAAUUUUGCGCAUUCAAGCAGGAAACUAUUCAAUGCAAGUCCCGAUUUCUAAUGUAAUCCCAAAUUUGACUCUACCUAUAAGAAAGGAAUUGUCCUAUAUUAGGGCUUUUUAACAUGUUUAUAAAGCAUGCCCGCUAAUUUUCCUCAGGAUCUAGAAAAUAUUUAAGCAUUAGACUAAUGAACUUAAGUAUUAAUGUACUCCAGCGAUUCACUUCCCGUUUUAAUAUGCUUCAGAUUUUUGUUAGUUAAGCGUAGCAAUAGACGAUGUAUUAUUAGAGUAUGUAAGAUUUCUGCUAAUUGAUAUCAAAUACAAAGACAUGUGAAUGUG
Messenger RNA from Dendroctonus ponderosae (mountain pine beetle), 1597 nucleotides. RefSeq names its product Kruppel-like factor 2. Lineage: Eukaryota; Metazoa; Arthropoda; Insecta; Coleoptera; Curculionidae. Gene Ontology annotation, molecular function: DNA-binding transcription factor activity, RNA polymerase II-specific; RNA polymerase II cis-regulatory region sequence-specific DNA binding. The record is from RefSeq and is a predicted model, not a curated record. The transcript has 2 exons. The coding region runs from base 235 to 1179 and encodes 314 amino acids. Gene Ontology annotation, biological process: regulation of transcription by RNA polymerase II.